This is a messenger RNA of Triplophysa rosa, 1408 nucleotides long. RefSeq names its product RAD52 motif containing 1 (gene rdm1). The transcript has 8 exons. Gene Ontology annotation, cellular component: nucleolus. Gene Ontology annotation, molecular function: RNA binding. The coding region runs from base 43 to 960 and encodes 305 amino acids. The record is from RefSeq and is a predicted model, not a curated record. Lineage: Eukaryota; Metazoa; Chordata; Actinopteri; Cypriniformes; Nemacheilidae.
UGGCAGGCUUAAUACGCGACACCAGAGGAAGUGAAAUGGCAUAUGGGGAAUUGCUAUUGCGAUUUAAAUUUGGCAGGGUCGUAUACUCGUAAGACACGGACCGUAUUCAAAGACCGUAUUUCAAUGGAUAUUGAGGUCGAUAUCAUUGAGUUCAAAGUUCCUGUCGAAAACAACAAAACUAUUUUUAUUUGGGACAUACAACCGAUAUUUUCAGAGGCAUAUAUUUUUGAAUCCCUUUGGCGUGUUUAUUCAGCAUUUGGAGCGCUCUAUCUGGUUAAAGUGUGUCCUAAUGCCACGGUGGCAGAACCGGGGUUCUACGCGCUGGUGAAGUUCUACUCGGCAGUACAAGCUUCCAAAGCUCAGCGGGCCACUGACAAACAGUUUCUCUUUCAGAACUCUCCUCUAAAGGUCAGACUGAGUACAAAACAUAAUCUCGCCUUUUAUACUUCCAAACCCCUCAGUCUAUCCAAAUGUUUGGACCUGGCGAAUCACUACCUGGGCUUCAGCGGCUGGUCUACUCGCAUUAUCGCUUUGAAGGACAUCUCAAAGUAUGUGGAUGCUGAAUGUCCAGAAGAAGACGACAGCCAAAGUGUGUUUUUGAAAUAUGGCUGUAUAGUAGAGUUGACCAUUCCACAGCAUGGCGUGAGCUGCCAGGGGGUUGGUGUGGCAGAAAAGAUCAUUGACAGUGCAUGGGACCCAGAGGAAAAGCUGAGGAGAAGAGGGACCCUUAUGAAACAAGCUAAAGACAAAGCUGUAGUCGGGGCCUUUGAAAAAGUGCUUCUCAUGGUCCUAGGAAAUGGGAAAGUAGCAAUUGAAUGCAGGUUUGAUCCAGAUGAGAUUCUUCCAGAGGCGAACUCUGAAGGAGUCAUUAAGGUUAAUGACAUCUCCUGGAAUGAGUUUGAUGGUGCUGCUGACAGUAAUGCUGAGCAGGAUUUCCCAUGGGACCUCCCCGUGGAUUGACACCCGCUGUAGACCAGCUCUGUCUACCCAUAAGAUGCCAAUAUUUUCCAGAUAAGUGAGACCAAAAUGAUACAAGUUCCUCUCUUUUAAGUAAGAAGAUAGGCUGUUUGUCUGGUUUCUUGCAAAACACAUUGCUGAUUCAUCGAGGCAAUGGUUUAGAGGUGUGGUACUUUGGAUUAAGAGGGCAAAUAUUAUUUUCAAAUGUUAGGUACUUUUCUGUUAAGGUCUGGCCGAGUGGUCAGGACUUAAAUUCAUUAGAAAUUCUGGGAGGCCUAAUAAACAACUUGGAAAGCAAUAUUGACUUAAUAUUUACAUGUCAUUUAUAUUUUUGUCAUUUUGGACAUAUUACUACUUAUAACUUUGUGAUUUUUAUUACAUUUGAAUACAGUAUGACAGAGGGUUGUUUGUAGCACAUUUACUGCAUUUUAAUGAGUUUUGUGUUUAAAGU